Cygnus atratus (black swan) is the source of this 1104-nucleotide messenger RNA. It is a transcript of the gene SP5, whose product is annotated as Sp5 transcription factor. The transcript has 2 exons. Gene Ontology annotation, biological process: regulation of transcription by RNA polymerase II. The record is from RefSeq and is a predicted model, not a curated record. Gene Ontology annotation, molecular function: DNA-binding transcription factor activity, RNA polymerase II-specific; RNA polymerase II cis-regulatory region sequence-specific DNA binding. The coding region runs from base 1 to 1104 and encodes 367 amino acids. NCBI's taxonomy places the organism in Eukaryota, Metazoa, Chordata, Aves, Anseriformes, Anatidae.
AUGGCCGCGGUGGCCGUCCUCCGGAACGACUCCCUCCAGGCUUUCCUCCAGGACCGCACCCCCAGCGCCUCCCCGGACUUGGCCAAGCACUCGCCGCUGGCUCUUCUGGCCGCCACCUGUAGCCGGAUCGGACAGCCGGGCGCGCCGCCCUCGGAUUUCCUGCAGGUCUCCUACGACCCGACGCUGGGAUCCCCCUCCAGGAUCUUCCACCCGUGGAGCGGCGAGAUGCCCGCGCACUCCCCGGGGGGGCUGCCGCCGCCGCACCCCAGCCUGGGGCUGACCCCGCAGAAGAACCACCUGCAGCCCUCCUUCGGGGGGGCGCACGAGCUGCCCCUCACCCCCCCGGCGGACCCCUCCUACCCCUACGAGUUCUCCCCCGUCAAGAUGCUGCCCUCCUCCAUGGCCGCCCUGCCGGCCAGCUGCCCCCCCGCCUACGUCCCGUACGCCGCCCAGGCCGCCCUGCCGCCCGGCUACUCCAACCUGCUGCCGCCGGCGCAGCCCUGCCGGCAGCUCUCGCCCAACCCGCCGCCCGAGGACAUCCCCUGGUGGAGCAUCCAGCAGCCCGGCGCCCCGGCCGGCUGCGGCCACCGCUUCCCCGCCGCCGCCGCGCUGCCGCGGAGCCUGGUGCUGGGCCACUCGGACUUCGCCCAGUACCAGACGCAGAUCGCCGCCCUGCUGCAGACCAAGUCUCCCCUGGCGGCCACGGCCAGGAGGUGCCGCCGCUGCCGCUGCCCCAACUGCCAGUCGGCCGCGGGCAGCGCCCCGGAGGCGGAGCCGGGCAAGAAGAAGCAGCACAUCUGCCACAUCCCCGGCUGCGGCAAGGUGUACGGCAAGACGUCGCACCUGAAGGCGCACCUGCGCUGGCACACGGGCGAGCGGCCCUUCGUCUGCAACUGGCUCUUCUGCGGCAAGAGCUUCACCCGCUCCGACGAGCUGCAGCGGCACCUGCGGACUCACACGGGCGAGAAGCGCUUCGUCUGCCCCGAGUGCGGGAAGCGCUUCAUGCGCAGCGACCACCUGGCCAAGCACGUCAAGACCCACCAGAACAAGAAGCUGAAGGCGGCGGCGGACGGUGUCAAGCGGGAGGACGGCCGCGACCUGUGA